Messenger RNA from Hypoxylon trugodes, 2024 nucleotides. Its product is annotated as Zinc/iron permease. Gene Ontology annotation, molecular function: zinc ion transmembrane transporter activity. The record is from RefSeq and is a predicted model, not a curated record. The transcript has 3 exons. Bases 424 to 1782 code for a protein of 452 amino acids. NCBI's taxonomy places the organism in Eukaryota, Fungi, Ascomycota, Sordariomycetes, Xylariales, Hypoxylaceae. Gene Ontology annotation, cellular component: plasma membrane. Gene Ontology annotation, biological process: zinc ion transmembrane transport.
UAUCUUUUUCUAGCGUUCAAAUGUCUUUAGGGACGGAUAUCUCGGUGUGUAUUUUACCGGCGUUUAAACGGACCCCACCAAUGCUACAUGUAUUACCUUAUUAUCCCUUGUUUCUUAGCAGCGUCAUCCCUAAUCCCUAAUACCUAAUACCUAGCGGCUCUUUUAGCGGCCUUGCCUAGAUUCGACGCCGGGAACUUGGGAAUAAUGGAACUCCAACUUGUUCUUUUAACCAAAUUAGGAACAAUGAUCUUGACGCGUUUCACGACGUAGUUCUGCGCCGACACUUCAAUUUUAACAUACCAACUUAUUGAUGACUUUAGACUUGUCGUGAUGAUGCCGGUAUUGUCAUUGCCUUUUUAUUGUAAUUUUAUGUAAAUUAUUUUCAGCCUUCCGUUGCUGUUACGUCGUUAAUAACGCUACUACAUGAUAACGAUGUCCAACCAGGGAGAGCAUUCCUGGGCAUCAAUUCCCACUGAUCAGCUCAUUGCCGAACUAUCGCGACGACAUGGCGGAAGCAAUUCCAUGGCUGCCGAGAAGCCGGCUUGUGGUUCAGGAGAUCGCGGUGCAUAUGAUACCCCGUUACACAUUUUUGCCCUAUUCUUGAUUCUCACUCUUAGUAUUCUCGCCUGCGGUUUUCCUCUCUUCUCCCGACAAUCUGCCAAAAGCCGUCGAGCCAACACUAUCGUCUUCAUUAGCCAACAUUUCGGUACCGGUGUCCUAAUCGCGACCGCCUUUGUCCAUCUACUUCCGACCGCUUUCCUCUCCCUAACCGAUCCUUGUCUUCCGCCUCUAUUUAGCGAAGGAUAUCAACCUAUGGCCGGAUUUGUUGCAAUGGUAUCAGUUUUGGUUGUUGUAACAUUGGAAUCUUACCUUACGACAAGGGGUGCCGGCCAUUCUCAUUCUCAUAAUCAUGCCUGGGAAUUCGAAGACGAUGAUACCGAUGGAUCAAACCAUAAUGGCCAUACAAAUGGUGGGUUAGCAGCUAAGAGAGCUACCAGUCAUCGUCCCGCGGAUAUUGCCCUCAACGAUGUCGGUGCUAGUCAAGGCCUCAUGGCAGAUGUUUCACCACUUCCCGAAUCUACGCCUACUAUCGUCACGACAUCACCUGAUAAGACUAGAAGUUUUGGUCGUAAUAGCGAAGACAAUGACGAGGAUCUUGAUCUUAACUUAGACGAACUCGACCCUAAUAACGACGAUGACGCAAGACCCCUUACACAUAUUGGAGGAAAUGGCCAUGUGGAUCGACAUGUUGAAUCUACAGCGAUUCAAGGUCCUCCUACAGCUGAGGAACAAAAGCGACUGAUGCUUCAAUGCAUGCUACUGGAGGCUGGUAUUCUAUUCCAUAGUGUGUUCAUAGGCAUGGCUGUAUCGGUUGCCACUGGCCCUCCGUUUGUUGUCUUUCUCGUCGCCAUCGCCUUCCAUCAAACAUUCGAAGGUCUUGCUCUAGGUUCUCGUAUCGCCGCGAUUCAGUUCCCACGCGCCUCCGUGCGUCCUUGGCUCAUGGUUUUGGCAUAUGGGCUUACUACUCCCAUUGGCCAGGCCAUUGGUCUCGCCGUACACAGAUUGUAUGAUCCUCUCAGUCAGACAGGUCUGCUUAUGGUUGGUUUUAUGAACGCUAUCUCGAGCGGCCUUUUACUAUUCGCGGGUCUGGUACAACUUCUCGCCGAAGAUUUCCUUACCGAGAAGAGCUACAAAUCACUAAAGGGUACGAAACGGAGAAACGCAGGCCUGGCCGUAUUUGCGGGGGCUAUGCUCAUGGCUUUAGUCGGCGCUUUCGCGUAAUGACCUCGCCAACUAUUUACGAAUUUGAUUUUUAACGACGGCGUUUUCGGAAAAUUAUAGGAAAGGGUGUAUUUGCAAGGUCGCAAAGGUUGCAUGAGAGCUAUAGAUGGUUUCUCCCUAGAUACUCUGAUAUUUCACUUCUCCAUAGGUCAUUUUACUCUAGGAAGCCGAUUUCAGGACUUGGGGCGUUAUGGUCAAGUCACAUCAUUGAUUUUCGUGUAGAUACCAAGCACAAUUGAUUU